This is a messenger RNA of Sesamum indicum (sesame), 1549 nucleotides long. RefSeq names its product 1-aminocyclopropane-1-carboxylate synthase. Gene Ontology annotation, biological process: biosynthetic process; amino acid metabolic process. Lineage: Eukaryota; Viridiplantae; Streptophyta; Magnoliopsida; Lamiales; Pedaliaceae. Gene Ontology annotation, molecular function: pyridoxal phosphate binding; transaminase activity. The record is from RefSeq and is a predicted model, not a curated record.
CCAUUCCCCAAUUUUCUUUAUAAAUAUCCACUCUUCAUUCUUUUCCAUGCACACCAUUGAUCAAAAAACUUCACACACACAGACACACAGACACUAGCUAGGGAGGCAACAAUGGAAUUUAGGUAUGAAAACAGCCAAGUUUUGUCCAAGAUAGCCAACACCUAUCAUGGUGAAAACUCUCCUUAUUUUAGUGUGAAGCAAGUUUAUGAUAGUGAUCCCUUCCAUCCCACCAAAAACCCUAAUGGGAUUAUACAAAUGGCUGUUGCUGAAAACAAGCUUUCUUACGAAUUGAUUGCAGAAUGGAUCAAGAAAAAUCCGGGAGCAUCAGUAUGCAGCCCUGAAGGAGCUGAUGAGUUCAAGAACAUUGCAGCCUUCCAAGACUUUCAUGGCUUGCCUGAAUUUAGAGAUGCUGUGGCCAAGAUUAUGAAGAAAGUGAGAGGUGGAAAGGUGAAUUUCGAUCCGGAUCGAAUAGUAAUGGCGGGAGGAGUCAGAGGAGCUAUGGAGAUGGUAAUGUUCUGCUUGGCUGAUCCUGGUGAUGCAUUUUUGGUACCCUCACCUUGGUACCCUGGAUUUGAUAGGUUCUUGAAAUGGAGGACUGGUGUGCAACUAUUCCCAGUUGUGUGCGAAAGUUCAAACAAUUUCCAGGUUACACGAGAAGCCCUAGAAGAGGCAUAUGAUAAUGCCCGAAAAUCAAACAUCAGAGUGAAUGGUCUCGUCAUUACAAACCCUUCAAACCCAUUAGGCACCACUGUGGAUAGAGACACACUGAGAACCCUCGUCACCUUCAUCAAUGACAAGCAAAUCCACUUUCUAUGCGACGAAGUGUACGCCGCCACCGUCUUCCGCUCCCCAGAAUUCGUAAGCGUCUCGGAGAUAAUUGAAGAGGUGGAAUGCAAUCGCAAUCUAAUUCACCUACUCUACGGUUUGGCUAAAGACUUGGGGCUUUCAGGGUUCAGAGUCGGCAUAGUGUACUCAUACAACGACACGGUCAUGAAUCUCUGUCGCAAAAUGUCGAUGGUGUGCUUAGUGUCGUCCCAAACGCAGUACUUCAUAGCCUCAAUGCUGUCUGACGAAGAAUUCAUUGACGAGUUCUUGUCAGAGAGCGCGGCCAGGCUGGGGAGGAGGCACGACACCUUCAUAAAAGGACUGGAAAAAGCUGGCAUCAAAUGCUUGGAAAGCAAUAGUGCGGUGUAUUGUUGGAUGGACUUGAGGAACCUGCUGAAAGAGGCUACAUUUGAAGCUGAAACGAGCUUGUGGAAGACGAUAGUCAAUGUUUAUAAGCUGAAUGUGUUGCCAGGAUCAACGUUUCACUGCACCGAGCCCGGCUGGUUUAGAAUUAGCUUUGCAAGUAUGGAUGACGAGACAUUGCAGGUUGCUCUUGAAAGAAUUCAAAUAUUUGCCAGUGAAACUUUGAACGGCCAUAACUUCAUCAGCAAUACGUGCAACGGAAAAUGAAGUGAGCGAGGGCGACGAUCGACUAUCUGAAGCAGACAUGCAAAAAUAAAAUUGUGAUGAUAGACUAAUGGAAACUCCUCCUCUUGGCCUAUGA